Messenger RNA from Labrus mixtus (cuckoo wrasse), 608 nucleotides. RefSeq names its product fatty acid binding protein 4b (gene fabp4b). Gene Ontology annotation, biological process: fatty acid transport. Gene Ontology annotation, cellular component: nucleus; cytosol. Lineage: Eukaryota; Metazoa; Chordata; Actinopteri; Labriformes; Labridae. The coding region runs from base 103 to 507 and encodes 134 amino acids. The record is from RefSeq and is a predicted model, not a curated record. Gene Ontology annotation, molecular function: fatty acid binding. The transcript has 4 exons.
UUACUCUGAAUGCCAGUCUGUCUCUGUAUACCUCACCGGUGAAACAGGAUACCCUGUGAUAUCUUGAGUUUGUGUAGCAGACUGAUUUUCAUCUUCUUCAUCAUGGUUGAGCAAUUUGUUGGAAACUGGACCCUGGCUUCCAGCGAUAACUUUGAUGAAUACAUGAAGGCAAUCGGUGUUGGCUUCGCCUCUCGACAAAUGGGCAACAUGGCAAAGCCAAACCUGGUGAUCAGCGUGGACGAUUCUGGCGUUAUUUCAAUGAAGUCUGAGACAACUUUCAAAACCACAGAGAUCAAGUUCAAGCUGAAUGAGGAGUUCGAGGAGACAACUGCGGACGGCAGAAAAACAAUGACAACCUUCACUCUGGAGAAUGGCAAAUUGGUGCAGCUCCAAGCGUGGGAGGGAAAGAAGACGACACUAGAACGAGAAAUUCAAGAUGGAAAACUAGCAGCGACAUGCACCAUGGAUGAUGUUGUUGCAGUGAGGACCUAUGAGAAGGGGGCUUAACUUGAUUAAACAUCAACAUUGGUGAGCCUGGCACCAUGAAGAAACCAAAUGCACUGAGCUUUUGCCAAACAUGCCAAUAAAGUCUGAACCGUGAUACUGAA